Messenger RNA from Impatiens glandulifera, 1752 nucleotides. Its product is annotated as putative pentatricopeptide repeat-containing protein At1g26500. Lineage: Eukaryota; Viridiplantae; Streptophyta; Magnoliopsida; Ericales; Balsaminaceae. Gene Ontology annotation, molecular function: protein binding. The record is from RefSeq and is a predicted model, not a curated record. Bases 82 to 1647 code for a protein of 521 amino acids. The transcript has a single exon.
UGCCCAUUUCAAGAUCCUCACGGCGGAGGCAGCCAGUAACACCACCGACGGCGAUAACUCUCUUUUCUUACUCUUAUCAGUAUGAAUGCUAUUAGAGGAGGAGGAGGAAGAACGAUUGGUAAACAAACCCUAACAAACCUCUUCAUCCUCACUCAAUGCCCCCGGACUUUCGCCGCCGAUUCUCUUCUUCAAACGCCGUCCAUCACUCCCGUCGAUUCAUCGCACCUCCUCCGUGUCUGCACCGUACUUUAUCAACAACAGAACGCCCCAGAUAAAAAACUCCAUUCCAGACUCGAUCGUUGCGAUUUCAAUCUCUCCCACGAAUUCUUCCUCCAAGUCUGCAACAAAUUCCCCUAUUCAUGGCGACCCGUUUACCGAUUCUUCCAGUUCACCGAAACAAAGCCCCAUUUCAACCACACCUCCAUCUCACUCAACAAGAUGAUCGACGUCAUCGGAAAAUCACACAACAUCGAUCUCCUCUGGGGUGUUCUUCGCGAGAUUGGCCAACGUCGACUCGCCAACGGUAACACCUUUCGAAUUGGAAUCAAAACGUUAGCUUCGUCUCGUGAUUUGAGGAAAUGCGUUGAAUUCUUUCAUAUCAUGAAUAGGUAUGGAUGUUCUUACAGUUUAGAUAGACUGAACAUGGUGGUUGAGACAUUAUGCAAAUCAAAACAUGUUAAUGAGGCAAAACAUAUCGUCGUUAAAUUAAGAGAUUACAUUAAACCAGAUGGGAUCACUUAUAAACACUUAAUCUCUGGAUUCUGUGAAACUGGUGAUCUAAUUGAAGCCUCAAAGGUCUGGAAUUUAAUGGUGGAUGAAGGUUUUGAACCAGAUAUAAACGCGGUGGAGAAGAUGAUUGAAACCCAGUUCAAGAAGAAUCAAUUCGUUGAAGGUUUAAAGAUUUAUCAAAUGCUGACGACAACCAACAGGAUUAACGAUUUGGGUCUCUCUACAUACAAGCUUCUCAUAACCUGGUUAUGCAAGAAAGAAAAGUUUGGACAAGCCCACCAUGUGUUUGAAGAAAUGCGUGAGAGAGGAAUUGAACCAGAUAAUGCCAUAAUCGGUUCUAUGAUUUACGGGUUAUUAACAAAAACCAGAAUCAGAGAAGCUUAUAUGGUUAUGGAAAAGGUAGAGAAUCCCGAUAUAAACAUCUACCAUGGAAUGAUAAAAGGGUUUUUGAGAUUGAAAAGACGAAAAGAAGCUACUGAUGUUUUUCGAGAGAUGAUAAAGAGAGGUUGUGAGCCUAUAAUGCACACUUAUGUUAUGCUAAUUCAAGGGCAUAUGGGUAAAAGGGGAAGGAAAGGAGAUGAUCCUUUGGUGAAUUUUGAUAGUAUUUUUGUGGGUGGUUUGAUCAAAGCUGGGAAAUCUUUGGAGGCGACUAAGUAUGUCGAAAGGAUGAUGAAUAGGAAACUCGAGGUGCCGAGAUUUGAUUAUAAUAAAUUCUUGCAUUACUUUUCAAACGAGGAAGGUGCGGUUAUGUUUGAGGAUAUGUCGAAGAAAUUGAGAGAGGUUGGGUUAUUUGAUUUGGCUGAUGUAUUUUCAAGAUACGGCGAGAAAAUGGCGACCAGAGAUAGAAGGAGAGACAGAGAGAAAGUUUGCAUUGAUUCGACUUUGAAGUCGGCUUAUAAUAGUGGAGAAUCGGAGUAAUUCGAGAAAAGUUAUUUGAAAUGUUUUAUGAACUUUUUAAACAGUUGUAAACUAAGUUAGUUAUAAUUUAAACUAUGUUCUUUGAUUUAUAGUAUAGUUUUAAUA